AUGACUCUUGCUGCGGAAUGGAGCAGCUAUGUCAACGAGCGGAAGGGCCUUCGCGUCUCAAACAAUCUAAAAGGAUUUCAGAGGUCCAACUACUUCCUCUCGGUGCCAUAUCGCUACGGCAUUCCGUUAAUAAUUCUUUCUGUUCUCCUUCACUGGCUCAUUUCACAGAGUCUAUUCAUGGUCGGUAUCGAGGCAUGGGAUUCAGAUGGCAAACGCCACAAAACAAACGACUUCAAGACCUGCUGCUGGUCCAAUGUCGGGAUAUUGAGUACUACCAUAGUCGGGAUUGUCUUUUUGGCGGGUAUUAUAGGGCUCAGUUUUCGACGAUCCAAGUCUGGAAUGCCAGUCGUAGCAAGUUGUAGUCUUGCGAUUGCGGCGGCGUGUCAUCCUCAUUUUGAUCCUAAUAUCCAACACGGACACGGGGAUGAAGACGCAGAUAUGGAAAUGGAGGACAGGGGUCUGGAAAUGGCGCUCUUGCCUGUUCGAUGGGGUGCUGUGCCUGUGGAUGGGCCGUCGGGCCACUGUAGCUUCACGAGUGAUACUGUUAGAGAACCCGAGACAGGAGGGGUGUCGUACCAGUGA
Messenger RNA from Penicillium manginii, 582 nucleotides. RefSeq lists its product as uncharacterized. The record is from RefSeq and is a predicted model, not a curated record. NCBI's taxonomy places the organism in Eukaryota, Fungi, Ascomycota, Eurotiomycetes, Eurotiales, Aspergillaceae. Bases 1 to 582 code for a protein of 193 amino acids. The transcript has a single exon.